Messenger RNA from Lolium rigidum, 2892 nucleotides. RefSeq names its product E3 ubiquitin-protein ligase BRE1-like 2. Lineage: Eukaryota; Viridiplantae; Streptophyta; Magnoliopsida; Poales; Poaceae. Gene Ontology annotation, cellular component: nucleus; HULC complex. The coding region runs from base 65 to 2605 and encodes 846 amino acids. Gene Ontology annotation, molecular function: ubiquitin protein ligase activity; metal ion binding. The record is from RefSeq and is a predicted model, not a curated record. The transcript has 19 exons.
ACCGCGACCUCCCCGGCCGUGUGCGAGCGACCUGCCCAACCUGGAGCAAGCCGCCGCCGGCGCGAUGGAUGCCACAUCUCUUCAAUAUGAGAACCAGAAGCUGGUGCAACAAUUGGAGGCACAGAAGUCUGAAAUGCAUAUAUUGGAGACCAAGUUCACGGAGUUGAGGAACGAACAAUCUUCUUAUGAUGAUACUCUGAUUUCUCUGAAUAAGAUGUGGAAUCAGCUGAUUGAUGAUUUAGUCCUGCUUGGAGUUCGGGUUGGUGGGGGUUUGGACAAUUUACAAGCGCUUGACCAUGAAGAUGUAUCAGAAGAUUCAGCUGAGUCGUGCCCUUCUGAUGAAAUAUUUCUCUUCAUGCUCUUGAAGUCAAAAAAUUCUAGAAAUAAUGACGGCAGUAGCCUGCUAAAAUUUGUUAAAGAAGCUCUUGCUUUGCGCCAUUCGGCAACUGUUGCUCUGAUGAGGUCCCUCCAAGAGGCUAUUGCUGCACAACAGGCUAGAAGUGAAUCUCUGUCAUUAGCUUUAAAUGGAGAAAAGUCAAAUGAGGGUAAAGAAAAUGUUAUUGAUGCCCUUCAAAACCAUAAUAAUUACUUGAAAGAGGUGGUUGGCAAUGUCCGUCAAGCUAUUUCUGUUGUCAAUGAGAAGCACAAAAGGUAUCUGGAUGAGAUCGAGGCUUUCAAAAACAACUACCCCGAAGAAUUACAGGAAACCAAGCGUCUUUCAGGUGAGCUAGAGGAAACCAUGGCAGAGCUUGAGGAAAGUCGACGGAAGUUGGUUAUUCAACAGUUGCAGAGACAUGGAGGUUUGCUAAUGAACGGAUCUGGUUCAAAUGGUGUGAAUGGUCUUUCAACUGAUAAGUCUUCAGACAAAAGCAUGGGCUGGGGAGAUCUCAAAGAUGCUGUUGAUGAGGCUAAGACUCUUGCAGCAAACCGCCUGUUUGAACUCCAUGAGACUCAAGAGGAUAAUCUGAUACUGUCUAGGCAGUUAGAAGAUCUUCAGGGUCAACUAAAAGACGAAAAAUACAUUUUCACUUCAAAACCAUAUACAAUUCUAAGCGAUCAGUUGCAUCAUCUGAAUGCUGAGAUAGAACGAUACAAGGGUCUGGUUGAAGUAUUACAGAAUGACAAGAACCAGUUUUUGCAAAGGGAGAAAGAAAUUUGUGCAAAAGGAGAAUCAGUCGACAAUAUUAAACAAUCCAGUACCACUUGCGAGGCCAAAAUUGAAGAACUGGAAAAUCAGAUUCUGAAAUUCAUGGCUGAGAAGAAUGAUCUUGAGAUCAAGGUUGAGGAAUCCUUGCAAGAUUCAGGUAAAAAAGACUUCAAGGAUGAGAUUCAUGUCAUGGCUGCCGCACUCUCCAAAGAGAUGGAAAUGAUGGAGAAUCAGUUGAAUAGAUCAAAGGAUGCGGCUUCUGAAGCAGUAGCAUUACGUGAAGAAGCUGAAUCCUUAAGAAUCCUGUCAGCUAAGAAGAUCAAUGAACACAAGGAGAUAUCUGAUAGAUACAACACACAACUCACUGAGAUCAAGUCCCUCAAAGCAUUGAUUGAGACGUUGGAAAAUGAUAAGCAGAAGUUGGAAUACAUUGUGGAUAUGUAUGGGAAAGAAUGUUCUGAGUCGAGGACAAUUGCAGAGAUCAAGGAAUCAGGAAACCAAGCUCGGAAGCAGGCUGAAUAUUUGAGAACUAGUCUAGAGGAGCAUAGUCUUGAACUUCGUGUAAGAGCAGCAAAUGAAACUGAAACUGCAUGCCAGCAAAGGCUUUCAUUUGCUGAAGCAGAACUAGAAGAAUUAAGGACCGAGGUAGAUGCAUUCGAAAGAGAUGUUCUGGAACUCAACGAGGCAAUAAAGAUUAAAGAAGCUGAAGGAGAUGCUUAUAUCUCUGAAAUUGAGACAAUUGGUCAAGCAUAUGAAGACAUGCAGACACAAAAUCAGCAUCUUCAGCAACAGGUUGCCGAUAGAGAUGAUUUUAACAUUAAGCUAGUAUCAGAUAGUGUGAAGACAAAGCAGGCCUCUGCAUCCCUUCUCUCUGAAAAGCAUUUGUUACAGAAGCAACUCCAUCAAGUUAAUAGUUCACUGGACUCAUCUAAACAAAAAAUUGCCCGUGGUGAAGAGCAGAUGAAAUCCUAUGUCGCGCAAGCUAUAAAAACUUCUUUGGAGAACAGGCAUCAUGUGAUUAACCUUGAAAAGACUCUGAUGGAGGUGUCUGACACAGAGAAGGAGCUCAAGUGGCUUCGAUCCACCGUUGGAUCAUCUGAGAAAGAAUACGAGCUAAAUCAGAAAAAGAUAGCUGAGCUAAGAGUGGAGCUAGAGCGCGAGAGAGGCGAGAAGAGAAAGCUAGAGGAAGAAUAUGAAGAGGUGAAAAAUGAAGUCAUGGAGCUGACUUCUGAAAACGAAGAGGCUACUAUUCAGAAGCUUCAGGAUGAGAUUAAAGAUUGCAAGGCUAUUCUCAAGUGUGGUGUGUGCUUUGACCGACCAAAAGAGGUUGUGAUCACCAAAUGCUUCCACCUAUUCUGCUCACCAUGUAUCCAGAGGAACCUUGAGCUCCGCCACCGAAAAUGCCCAGGUUGCGGCACCCCAUUUGGGCAAAACGAUGUGCGAGAGGUGAAGAUCUGAAAUCCGUGAGGUUGGCUCUAAUGACAACCUACUGGUGUAUGCUUGUAACUUGUAAUUAUGUAGUUUAUGUUUCUCGUGGGGGCGCUUAGAUCGAGCACUCAUAGGCCUUCCUGCAAAAAGUGAAAAUGUAACAAAGCGUUGUAGCUUCUGUGAUGUGUGUCUGAGUGUAGGAUAUGUGGCUUUACAUGAGGCUAUUGCUAAGCUGUUUUCAGUUGUGUUUGUACUUUGUAGUGAACUGGGAGUAAACAAGAAAUGAAUAGAAGGUGAAGUUUUGUUUCUUUUCGAAA